Molecule: messenger RNA, 509 nt
Organism: Phalacrocorax carbo (great cormorant)
Lineage: Eukaryota; Metazoa; Chordata; Aves; Suliformes; Phalacrocoracidae
Source: RefSeq, a predicted model, not a curated record
GCAUCGCGGAGGUGGUUGGAUUUGUCUGCUCCGGGGGGGAAGGACACGACUGGGGGGCCUUGGGCCAUGGAGCCCCCCACCUCCUGCUUCCAGCCCUGCCUGGAUUUCUGCCCUGAGUGCGGCUCCGUCCUGCCCCGGCCAGGCCCCCCCAGCACCGUCCGCUGCCCCCGCUGCGCCUUCACCCUCCACAGCGCCGAUUUUGAGGGGAAAAGCGUCCGCAGCACCAUUGAGUUCAACCGGCUGGAGCCCACGGCGGGGAGGGGGCCAGAGUCUGCGCCCCACCUCGACGGGCCCCUGGUGGAGCGGCGGUGCCCCCGCUGCGGGCACGAGGGCAUGGCGUACCGCACCCGGCAGAUGCGCUCGGCCGACGAGGGCCAGACCGUCUUCUACACCUGCCCCCGCUGCAGGUUUCAGGAGAAGGAGGAUUCCUGAUGGGGGAUUUACCCCCCCACGGGGGUAUUUCCCCCCCUCCAGUGGGUAAUAAACCCCCCCCGGGAUUUUUAUUCAGG